Molecule: messenger RNA, 579 nt
Organism: Funneliformis mosseae
Lineage: Eukaryota; Fungi; Glomeromycota; Glomeromycetes; Glomerales; Glomeraceae
Source: the annotation of a GenBank genome assembly
AUGGAAGUAGGUAGUUCAAAUUUAAGUGCAAAAUUAAUUGCACAAUUAGCAACUUAUCGUGAAAAAAACCAUUAUAUGAUGAUGAAUUUAUAUCUGAAUAUUAUUCAAUUAAAAGUUGAUGAAAUUGUAGAUAAUAAUAAAAAAGAAUUUUAUGAAAUAGAUGAAGAAGAUAUUAUUAAUAUAGAAAAUAAUGAGCAAUAUGAACUUAAUAAUAAUGAAAUAUAUAUUGAAAAAAUUUUUAAUCUAUAUGAUAAAGAAUUAGCUGAAUUAUUAAAAACUCAAGAAAAAUGGAAAGGAGUUAUAUUCUUUGAAAGUGAAAAAUGGGAUGCCAGUGAAGAUAAGAUUUAUCAUGAUUAUAAUAAUGUAAAUAUUACAGGUAAGUGUAUAGAGAUUCACGGAUUAAAAAAGGAAAAAGGUGUAAAAUACCAUCUACCUGUUGUUAAAUCGAAAAUACCCUUGGGUAAAGAAACGGUUGAUGAAGUGGAAGAGUUUGUUCAUAGUCUAUUGGUUUUACAGAAUGGGCUUAUCGUAAAUUUACAGGCUAUUGUAAAUAGUUUUCAGAAAAGACCGAGAAAGUAA